Molecule: messenger RNA, 3655 nt
Organism: Belonocnema kinseyi
Lineage: Eukaryota; Metazoa; Arthropoda; Insecta; Hymenoptera; Cynipidae
Gene: drn
Product: AN1-type zinc finger protein 6-like
Exons: 4
Coding region: 925-1527 (200 amino acids)
Molecular function (GO): DNA binding; zinc ion binding
Source: RefSeq, a predicted model, not a curated record
UUAGUUGUCUAUCUCUUUUGUGUCAUCGUCAGGAGUGUGGAUUGCGCUUGUCAUAUCAUCCUUGUCGUCAACGUCAUCUCCGUCGGUCGUUGUUCUCGAACUCGUUCAUCCGCCCAAAGUCCACGAGUUUCAAAACUUGAAACAUAAAUCGAAUUGAAUCCUCCUUGUUCGCUUCUAGUGCUCGCUCAUGGGACGAUCGCCAUCAUGAAAACAUUCGCCCGUCGUCGCCGUCGUUAUCUGUCCGUCCUCCCUGUUUUUUCGUACUGAAAAGGGACUUUAAAAAACAAAGAUUAAAAAAAAAUAGUGUGAAUACCUUUUUGGAUUGUGCCAGUACUUUAUAAAACUCCUGUUUGAACGCACCCGAAAAACUGAUAUUCGAGUCUAAUCGAGUCAGGUCCAGCUUAGCGACCGACCAUAAAGUCGCCUUUCACGAUUGUUGCGCGUGAGACAGACGAAAGCAACUUACAUUGGCAGAUAUUGAGCUAACUUCUGGGAUUAUUGUUUCAUGGAAUCGAACAUUUCUUUUCAAAUUCAAAGUGAAAAAAUAGCAUUAGUCAGUGCCCGCUCAGUCUUGCAAGGUUGCAGGUGCUCCUGCAUCGAGAAAUACGCACAACGACGCACCGAGGAACAAACCCAGUCAUUAAAUGCCUGAGGGACACUCUUACUCCAUGUUGUGCAUCGGUUGCAACACUCGAGCCUGCUGGAAAGUAAACACGUGGUGACACCCGCCCGUGACGGUGCAAUUGGCAAGAGGGUUGAGGAAGAGGAGAGUCACUCACUCAGUACCGAGCUGAUUGUGACUUUUCACUGUUUUCGAGACAGUGAUCGCACCUAGAACAUUUAAAAAUAAAGAAAUAAGGAAAGAAAGGAAUUUCUUUCAAGGAACCGAGGAGAAGUACCCAAUUCUACAAGAAGGCUCUAGUAAUGGAACGCGAGUCGAAUCCUAUGCAAGCACUAUGCCGCAGCGGCUGCGGAUUUUAUGGUUCGCCGGCAACAGACGGCCUCUGUUCGCUAUGUUUCAAAGAGAACCUAAAGAAGAAGCAGCAACCCCCCGUAUCAGCCACCCCUGUAUCAGCCUCGCAGACCGUAUCCAGUAACGCCGGCACGUUGCAAAGCGGUUUCGGCAGCCCAGCCUCCACAGGAACAACCGCACAGCCUACCAUUCCUACCAUCCCCCAACCCACGACAGAUUUACCCGGUCCUAAAGAAUUAAGCAGAGACGAUCAGGAAGAUGAAGUCGGAGUCAGCAGUGGAGCUGCUGAAGGGUCGAUCAGUAGCGGGGAUGUGGACGACUGUUUCGAUGGAAAAGAGACUGACAAAGACUCCAAAAAGAAGAAAAACCGCUGUGCCCUUUGUCGCAAGAAAGUGGGGCUGACAGGAUUCGAGUGUCGUUGUGGUGGACUCUUCUGCGCUGUGCAUCGAUACAGUGACAAGCACGACUGCAAGUUUGAUUACAGAGAAAUGGGCGCCCAAGAGAUUCGGCGCAACAAUCCAGUUGUUGUUGGUGAAAAAGUGCAAAAAAUUUGAACUAUUUAGUGUGUAGUCGUUGGGAAAAUGGUUAUAUAACUAUAUAAACAAACAAAAUAUAAAAACAUGGAGAAAACGAGAUAAAUUAUCUGGCAGCUGAUUGCACAUCGAGGAACGAUUUUGUAGCGGAUGAAAGGGAAUACCGAGCGAAUGCUAUAUUAUGAGAGAUUGUUGUUUGUUGUUGUUGUGUGAAACGAGAAAUAAUUCGGCAACGCGAAUGAGUCGUCGGGCGUAUAUAUAUAUAUAUAUUAUAAUAAAGCAUAGAAAAAGACGGAAAUUAGACGAUGACGAUGACGACGGGGGAGAGAGAAAGUUCGCGCGAGUCUUUUAGCGUGUGUAUAUGUUCGAUGAAUGAAUCUGAGUAACUUUUCGGGGUUAAAAAAAAGGAAAAAAUCGAGAAUGCCAGUGCCAUGUCAGAUUGUCAUCUAGUGAGAGUUUUAAAUUCAGGAGAAAAAAAAUCUGGUUACUAACUGCUGCCAGCUUACUACUACUAUUACCUAUUAUUAUCAUUGAUUAUACGGUUUAUUAUUACGAUUAUUCUAUAUUACGUUCACUAAUUUACUUAAAGAACUAAAUUUGCGCGAAGCAGGGACAAUUCGUCGCAAAGUUUCCUAUUUAAGUAGAUGAAAACGGAAUUCCUGGUGCAGUCAGUCGGUCCAAAAUAUCUUGUUAAGGCGGUCGAUCGAUCCAUCGAACAGACAAAUUUGAUGCGUAAGUGUUUUUGUUUUCCAUUACUAUUAUAAUAUCGUCGAAAGGAAUGUUAUUUAGGCGAUGACUGACGUUGAUGGGUGAUCACAAUUCUAGGUUUAACGAUUAGUCUAAUAAUUAUUAAGUAUAUUAGCCGAUUGAUUCAUAAAGUAAUGCAAUAAAGUAUAAGAAGUACUGUGUGUUUAUGUCCAAUCUCACCGAGAAUAUAACGAGCAUUAUUACUCAUUAAAUACUGUUUGAAAUUACGUUUCGAAACAUUGUUUAUUUGUGCGCUAACCGUCCGCAAGUCACAAUUAUUCAUCACGUGGACGACUACAUUUUUCCUCUUUAUCAAGGUUUAUCUCAUAUUCAACAAAAACAGAAAAGCUGCGCAAGGUAUUCCGCCGCUGCAAUUUAGCUCUAUGUGUUAUAUAAGUAAUGGUUAGUAGAAAGUUUAGAGGCCGGGAAUUUAAAAAAGAAAAAAGAAAAAUGAGGGGGAGAAAAUAAAAAAAAAAGCUUGAUUUUAAGGCAACUGCACUUUUGUAUCUCGGAUCUCCACGUUGACGUGCUUUGAUUUCCACUCACUGCAAAAGAUUUUAUCCAGAAAUUUACUCGAGUUUUUUUUAUUUUGCUUCUGUGGAAAUCAGUGUGAAUCAACCUUAUUGUUAUUUUUCUUGUUGCGUUGCGAAGCACACGGCAUGCCAAGUUAGUCUUCCCGUAAGGAAAUUGUUUUAGUUUUUAGUUUCUAUUUUAUCGUUUGUUACAUUCUCUUUUCUUUUUUUUUUGUAUGCAUAUUAACGUGAUUGUUGCGACAAGAGAAGUGACUUUAGGGAAUUUUAGCCAAGAUGUUUUAUUUGGUCGCGGGAAUUGUUUUACGGGAGGACUAGCGGCGAAACUUAGGGACAAUAUUGCUUAGGGAUUUUUUUGUUUCCGCUCCUCCGGUACUGAUUACAAAGAGAGAGACAUGAAGGAGAAUCAAGAAAAAAAGGCUACGCAAAGUCACACGUACACACUUACACACGGCAGUGAUUUAUCAGUAAUAAUAUCGACGGAAAGAUUGCCUUCAGGCCUUCAUCCUAUUUUAGGCAUAGCAUAUUUUUCUAACAUAUAUAUCGCAAUAUCGGAGUGAUCUUGCCUAGCGAGAGAGCGAACCGACGAAUAAAACAGAAAUUGGAGGGUGUGAGUGGUUUGUGCGCAAGCAAACGUGUGUGAGAGAAAAACGGUGAGAAUGUUGGAGAAGCGGCGAGUCGAGUAAAAUAAUAUUAUAUAGAUAUAUUAUAUAUACAAACACGCAAUGACGAACACAAGAAAAGAAAAAAAAAUAUAUGAGGACGUACAGUCAGCGAAGUUUGUACUCGGCUAUAUAAGGACGUAACAUGCUUGUAAUUAUUAAAAAUUGAUAUUAGUAAGAUUAAGCGAUUAAAGGUAACGUCGACUUUAA